UUUGACAUCCAAUAGCCGAUGUGUUCUAGUGGUGUCGUUAAACAAAGCAAACUUUUUGACAUACAUAUAUUUGACACUUGGUCUAGAAAAUGAGAUAGGAAACCUGCUGCUGCCACAUAGGAUACAAUGGUGUAGCAGCAAAUGAUCAUCUAUAUAUGCAGUUUCCCAUAAACAGUUCAGCACAUACCAAUACUUUUGAUAAACACGCAGCUGGGAAAGGUGUUAGGUUGGGGGAUAACUCUACAAUUUAAAUAUUAAAAAUGUACUCAGGCGUGUGCUCAAACAUAUUAUUCAGGGGAACAUGACUUAACCUGCAGAGGCGGAUCUAGGGGGCUCUCCAGGGGCCUGGGCCCCCUAAAUUUUGUGGUAGUUAUAAUUUUAUUAUAUAUUAAUUUUCUUCUUUUUUUACGAUCCCCAUCCGAAGUUCCCUUGGCAUUCCACCUCAUGUCACUGCCCCCCCCCCCCCCAAAUGGAUUUUCUGGAGCUACCACUGAACACCCCCCCCCCCCCAUAAACUUCGCUCGCUACAGUCUAGACCCACCCCCUCCCCUGCUAAAAUGCCUGAACACCCGCCUGGUAAUGUGAGCCACUUCGAAGUGAAUGUAUUGAGAGUUUUCCGCUCCAGAACUGUUCAGGUGUAUCUCAAAUUAUAAUAAACUAAAAAGACGACGACGAUGAUAAUCAUCGUUAUAAUGAUGAUCAUCAUAAUGGUUGUGAUGAUGAUCAUGAUAAAAAAAAAGGAAAGAUAAAAAAAAAAAAGGACAGGCGAUAUAUAAAUGGUACCAGUAUAUUAAUAAUACAUAUAUACUAGUAUGUUGAUAACGAAAAAAAAAAAAAUGUUUUAUUUAACGACGCACUCAACACAUUUUAUUUACGGUUAUAUGACGUCAGAGUUGGUAACGAAAACAUGAGUAUUAAAAAUGUGAUUGUGAAACUUGUGUUUUGCAUUAAUAAACACUAUUAUGGGACAGUGGCGAAAUUACAACUUUAAAAAGGUGCUUUUUUCAAUAUGGUGAAAAAUACUGAUAACACGACCUCUUCGAUAAUAAAUAGAUCGGCGAUAUCAAAGGAAUAAAGGGUACAUGUAUUGUCAUUGUUGGUCUUUUGUGAAACGUUGAUAUCCAUGGCUGAAUACUGAAUUAUCGUUAACACGGAAGUAAUCAAAGACUUCUGCUAGACCUUGCCUACAUUACGUGCACCUCAGACUUUUCUCUAGGUUACGACUAGUAUCUACCGGCGUGGCUGACCUGGAAAAACUGACCCGAGCAAUAACUAUGGCAGCUGGUUUGAGACAUAAUAUUUUCCACAGCAUAUUGUAUCAGCAAACCGUUUGCUUAGGCUGUUUUCGUUACGCUUCGACUGAGCCAGCAUCUACUGCAUUAGAUGCAAAAUAUCCACGACCGUUUAAUGAAAUUCCACACAAAAAAGGCUAUCCUUUCAUUGGCAAUUUUCUGGAGGCUGUCCAAAGUAUUAACAAACUUCAUAUUCUCAUGCGGGAUCGACAUGAAAUGCUCGGCCCGAUCUUCAGGGAAAAGACGGGUUCUUUCGACAUGGUCUGCAUCACCGACGUAGAUGCGCUCGAGCAGUUGCUGCGACAAGACGGAAAGUACCCCAACAGGACCGACAUCCCGGCCUUUAUUCAACAUAGAAUCGACUCUGGAGAAGCUUCUGGUAUAUUAAUUGCUAAAGACGAGGACUGGGCUCGUAUGCGACGUGUGCUCAAUCGACGAAUGCUCAACAUCAAACACGUUGAGAAGUACGUUCCAGACUUCAACGAAGUGUCACGUGACUUCUUGGAUAGACUGGAACACGUACGGACAGAGGACAACCGUAUCACCGGAUUAAACACAGAACUCUUCCACUGGGCGCUAGAAUCCGUGUCCACGUUGCUCUAUGGCAGACGUAUGGGGUGCCUGUCUGAAAAUCCUGAUCCAGAACUGAAAAGCUUCAUCGAAGCAGCGCAUCACAUGUUCCACGCAACUGCUAAUGUUCUCUUCUUCCCGCCAUGGUUCGCAAAGGUCUUUCUCCCGAAGAGGUGGAACGACUUCAAAUCUACAAUGGACACACUAUUCCGUGUUGCCAGGAAAUGUGUCGAUGAGAAACUUGAAAUGCUGAAAGAAGAAGAAAACGAAGAGCUUGGCUUCUUGGAAUAUAUUUUAUCUGAACACACGUUGACCCCUCAAGAGAUUUACGCCAAUGUCACGGAAUUAAUGAUCGGGAGUGUUGAUACGACGUCGAACGUCGUGCAGAUGAUCCUGUAUGAACUGUCAAGAAAUACACGCGUCCAGCAGAAACUGUACGACGAGGUGACCGGCGUCGUACCGGAAGGAGAAUUCCCCAGUGCUGCCCAGCUACAAAACAUGCCAUACUUGAAGGCCGUCAUUAAAGAGACGCUCAGACUUUACCCGAUUGGAAACAAUAUUAAUCGAGUUCUCCAGAAGGACAUGACCAUCCUGGGAUAUCACAUCCCUGCAGAGAAAACCGUAACUGCGUCACUAUACGUGCUUGGUCGUCUGCCAUCUUUGUAUGAUGACCCCGAGUCGUUUCGUCCGGAACGAUGGUUACGUGGUAAUCUCAAAGAGCAAGAUAAAAUGAAUCGCUUUGCAUUUCUACCCUUUGGACACGGGGUCAGGAUGUGUAUAGGACGUCGCCUGUCAGAGUUAGAAAUGCAGGUGUUAAUCGCACAGAUGGUUGCUCGAUAUUGCAUUCAACCCGUCACGAUGGAUCCUGUGGUUUUGAAAACGGCACUUCUUCUUCAACCGUCUGAACCAAUAAACGUUCGCCUCGUUGAUCGGGAAUCAUAAUACUUGUGUGUGGAAUACUCAUGAAAUAUAGCAUGGCCGAACAUUACGGGAGUGGGGUACAUGCAGUAUUACACCCCUACUAAGUACAGUUCCACUGCCCCUACUUAUGUUACGUUAGGUAUGGGGUUAUAUAAAUAAUAACCUCAUUUAUUUUUUGUACAUUUGUAUAUCUUUAAAUGCAGUGAACACUGACACACGGAAAUACUGUAAUUUCCUACAGAGCGUGUUGUGUACGGGACUUUGUUUGUUUAGUUUAACAACACCACUAGAGCACAUUGAUUUAUAAAUAAUCGGCUAUUGGAUGUUAAACAUCUGGUAAUUUUGACAUAUAGUCUUAGAAAGGAAACCCACUACAUUUUUCCAUUAGUAGAAAGGGAUCUUUUUUUAUGAAAUAGUCUAAUGGGCCCACUGACGGGGAUCGAUCCAAGACCGACCGCGCAUCACGAGGUUUUUACGUUUUGGUAAUGUAGUGAUGUUACUGUUCCUUUUCCUUUCUCACCUUCGAGAUUUAUCUUUCACUUUCUUUUUAAACUACGGGUAUUAUGUGUUUAAUAUAAAUGUAGUUAUUGUCGAGAGUAGAGAGUAGAGUAGAGUAGAGUAGAGUAGAGAGAGAGAGAGAGAGAGA
Gigantopelta aegis is the source of this 3429-nucleotide messenger RNA. Its product is annotated as 1,25-dihydroxyvitamin D(3) 24-hydroxylase, mitochondrial-like. The record is from RefSeq and is a predicted model, not a curated record. The coding region runs from base 1275 to 2804 and encodes 509 amino acids. Gene Ontology annotation, biological process: C21-steroid hormone biosynthetic process; cellular response to peptide hormone stimulus; cortisol metabolic process. The transcript has 9 exons. Gene Ontology annotation, cellular component: mitochondrial inner membrane. Gene Ontology annotation, molecular function: iron ion binding; monooxygenase activity; oxidoreductase activity, acting on paired donors, with incorporation or reduction of molecular oxygen. NCBI's taxonomy places the organism in Eukaryota, Metazoa, Mollusca, Gastropoda, Neomphalida, Peltospiridae.